Aspergillus steynii IBT 23096 is the source of this 1862-nucleotide messenger RNA. Its product is annotated as MFS transporter. The coding region runs from base 209 to 1672 and encodes 487 amino acids. The record is from RefSeq and is a predicted model, not a curated record. Gene Ontology annotation, molecular function: transmembrane transporter activity. The transcript is spliced from 3 exons. Lineage: Eukaryota; Fungi; Ascomycota; Eurotiomycetes; Eurotiales; Aspergillaceae. Gene Ontology annotation, biological process: transmembrane transport.
CCAAUACACAUCCAGCGUGCACAACGCUUCAUAAAAAUCCGGGUCGACCGACAAGUGGAGUCAGGCACGUCCUCUGACUGGUUAUUGCACAUACCCGAGGCGGGAAUCCCUGGUCGAUGCCCUAAAGAUCGGCGAGUAUAUAUUCUCCGCGUGAGCCACCGGUUCGAGGUUGUUGGGCUGGAUGAAUCGUGCGAAUUGAGAGCUCGUGAUGUCUAAAGAGGACCUGGAAAAGGGCACUGAGCCCGUUGUGGCGCCUGGUGAUGAGCAGAAUGCGCAGAAUGCCAACCAGGUCGACUGGGAUGGCCCCGACGACCAGGAAAAUCCGUUUAACUGGCCGGCAUGGAAAAAGAUGCGCCAGUUGGUCUUGAUGGCCUUUAAUACCUUCAUCACUCCCCUCGCCUCGUCCAUGUUCGCCCCCGGCGUGGCGGAUGUGAUGCGUGAAUUCAAGUCCACCGACUCCAUGCUGGCGUCCUUCGUCGUCUCCAUCUACGUCCUGGGAUACAUGGUCGGUCCGUUUCUCAUCGCACCGCUGUCCGAGCUAUACGGCCGAGUGCCGUUGUAUCAUUCGUGCAAUGUGUUGUUUCUCAUCUUCACCAUCGCCUGUGCCGUCGCUCAAACCAUGCCGCAGUUGAUGGUAUUCCGGCUGCUGUCCGGCAUCGCGGGCGUGUGUCCGCUGACCAUUGGCUCGGGGACGGUCGCAGACAUGGUUCCUAAAGAGAAACGAGCCGGUAUUAUGGCUAUUUGGGCUUUGGGGCCGAUCAUGGGCCCUGUUAUAGGGCCCGUGGCGGGCGGGUUCCUGGCCGAAGCGGAGGGAUGGCGGUGGGUGUUCUGGGUGAUUGCCAUUGCAACCGGAGUCAUGACCAUCGCAUGCAUGAUCUGCUAUCGCGAAUCAUAUGCGCCCGUCGUGCUGGAACGCAAGGCGGCUCGUCUGCGCAAAGAAACCGGAAACGAGAAACUGCAGUCCGUCCACUACAAGGGCCGCCUCACCCUCGAUCUCUUCCUGUCGGCGAUGGCUCGACCCAUGAAGCUGCUGUUUCGCUCGCCGAUCGUGUUCCUGCUCGCUCUGUUCGCUUCGAUCACCUACGGCUACCUUUACCUGAUGUUCACCACGUUAACCCCCAUCUUCGAGGACGUGUACGGCUUCUCCCCGGGCGUCGCGGGUCUCGCAUACCUAGGCUUUGGCAUCGGCAGCCUUCUCGGUCUAAUUAUCUGCGGCGCCGUCUCGAAUCGCAUCGCAGUCGCCCACUCGGCCCGCGGAUGCUUCACACCUGAAUCGCGUCUCCCGCCGAUGUUGGUCGGAUGCUGGGCCAUCCCCAUCGGCCUGUUCUGGUACGGCUGGUCAGCCAAGGCCCAGACGCACUGGAUCGUACCGAUCCUCGGCACGGGGGUGUUCGCGGUCGGAUUAAUGACGGUGUUCAUGUCGGCCAACACGUACCUGGUCGACUCGUACUUGCGAUACGCCGCGUCGGUGACGGCCGCCAACACGGCGCUGCGAUCGCUAGUCGGAGCCGUAUUACCUCUGGCGGGACCGUCGAUGUACGAUGCGUUGGGCCUGGGAUGGGGCAACUCCUUGCUGGCGUUCAUCGCGCUGGCGAUGUGCGUGUGCCCACUGCUGUUCUGGCGGUAUGGAGCAGCGAUUCGCACGCAUCCUCGCUUUCAGGUUCGGCUGUAAUCGGCGAUGAUCCUUCAGCUGCAUGUCGGCAGUUUCUGGCGUGAAAAAGUGGCUUUUCGGGUCUGGUUUGGCGGAGUUGCAUGGCUGCAUUGCAUGGGUUAGCGCUAGAAUACGAAUUGCAUAAAUCACUUCUUGACAGGUCCUAGUCUUCCGUGUGAGAUCAGGAUUAUUUCGUCUAUUUCCUUGCGUC